Molecule: messenger RNA, 1470 nt
Organism: Alternaria novae-zelandiae
Lineage: Eukaryota; Fungi; Ascomycota; Dothideomycetes; Pleosporales; Pleosporaceae
Exons: 1
Coding region: 1-1470 (489 amino acids)
Source: RefSeq, a predicted model, not a curated record
AUGUCCAACAGGCGCAAGGUCUGCCACCCAUUUGGAAAGCGUACAUCUAGACGUCGUGGCCCGCCAAAAUCCAAGUACCGAUCCAACGAGCCGAAAGAAGUUCCGAUCCCCCCAUCGCGUAGUCUCAUGGUCGAGGUCGUGGACAAAUCUGGAGGCGUAUCUAAGGAGGUACUUCGGCAAGCUCAACCCAAGCUUGAUGGUCUGCCCGACGAGAUCCUGUUAAUAAUCCUCCUUCCUCUCCAUAACGACAAAAUUACUCUGGACGCGUUCGCCUUGACCGCCAGACACUUUCUUGGUACUGUUCGCACGACAAAAUGGAUCAACAACCCUAUCGCAUUACGCUCAGGCCCAGGGGCCGACCCCAAGGCAAACCCAGACCGCGUUCUUGCUCGUCUCAUCUACCACUUGUACAAUCUAUCACAUGGUACAACUGCGAGCAUUGUCCAAAUGUAUGCCUCAGGCUUCAAGACGAUUUCGAUCGAUCGGCAUCACAACUACAUCAACAUACUUCCUGCCGAUAUCUUCACCGCACCCAUUAUCGAAAGGAUGAAAAAGACCAUUUACUAUAUGCCCGGUUUGACCAUGACAACCAGGAACUUGUGGCUGCGUCAGGUGCAAGAUAGGUAUGAGCCGGCAGUAGUCGCCCUUCUGUUGACGUUUCUGUCUGGACUGGAGUCUAUCGAUCUCAGUGGCGAUCUCACAUGCCUGUGGUCAGACUUAGCGUCGGUGACUUCUUUCAAGUUGCUCAGCACAUUGCAUCUUCGACAAAUCACGAACUGCGAACUCACUACGAGCUGCUGCAACUUGAUGAGGUUACCAAGCCUGAAAGAACUCGCCUUCUUCGACAUGACUAUCACAGACCAGAUAUUGCGCAAUAUUUGUUAUCCUGAAAAGCUAUCGGUCACAGCUAUUCGUCUGAUUAGAUGCUACAUUGCGGGCUGGAAGACGUUUCGCUUGCUUCAACUCUGCAAGAACUUAGAAGUUUUCGAGUACACGAUCAACAUGGCCCUGUACGUCAAAUCAUUUGACAGUGACGAUAGAUGGAACGCCAUGUUGUGGGGGUGGCUGCUUUCGCACAAGGCUUCGUUGAGACGCCUCAUCCUCACUGGCUCUGGAGGUUCCAACACAGCAGGCGUGUUUCUCGGUGACCUCCGUGAGUUUCACCAUCUCCGAUACUUGGAAGUCGACCAGAAUCUAAUCCAAGAUGCUUGGCAUGCGGAUUAUGAGACAUUGCUGAACCACUUUCCGAAGUCCUUGGAGACGCUCAAAAUGAAUGAGUGUUCCUCUCAAGUGGCCAUCAAGCUUCUGGAAAUGGCUGCAGACGCCUUCUGGCCUGAGUUGGGUACCCUGAAGCUGACCUGUCUUCCAUGUCUGAAAGGGCUUCCCGCUGUCCGAGCGAAGUUGGAUGAGCUCCGCAACGUAUGUGAGGAGAAGGGUAUCUGGGUUGAUGUAGAAGAGUCUGACAAUUGA